AUGGAUCCAACAGUGGGUGACAUUGUGAGGGGAUAUAAGGCGGCUGAGGAUGCAGCUAAGGGGUACCUUGAGUCUGCGGAAAGCUUGGACGAGGAAAUUGGAAGGAGAGCUGCUACGCAAGAUGAGGUAACACUACUCAAGGAUUUCCUUCAGAAAGCAUAUAAAAAAGGCCAUGACGCUGAGGGAUAUCGUGGAGACUGGAUAACUUCAAGAUAUCAUCGAGACGAUAUUAAAGACUCAGAUGUGGGACAUCUUAACGCUGUUAAGUGGAUCGAUGACAAUAUUAUGCAACCGAUCCACAUAAUCGCUGAGAAGAGGGGCAUUAAAAUCAACCCGACUUGA
Messenger RNA from Penicillium samsonianum, 342 nucleotides. RefSeq lists its product as uncharacterized. The transcript has 2 exons. The record is from RefSeq and is a predicted model, not a curated record. The coding region runs from base 1 to 342 and encodes 113 amino acids. NCBI's taxonomy places the organism in Eukaryota, Fungi, Ascomycota, Eurotiomycetes, Eurotiales, Aspergillaceae.